Messenger RNA from Malaya genurostris, 3593 nucleotides. RefSeq names its product U2 snRNP-associated SURP motif-containing protein. The coding region runs from base 133 to 3315 and encodes 1060 amino acids. The record is from RefSeq and is a predicted model, not a curated record. Gene Ontology annotation, molecular function: RNA binding. The transcript is spliced from 11 exons. Gene Ontology annotation, biological process: RNA processing. Gene Ontology annotation, cellular component: nucleus. Lineage: Eukaryota; Metazoa; Arthropoda; Insecta; Diptera; Culicidae.
UUCUAAUGAAUAGCCGCCAUAUCGAAAAAAUUUGCUCCCAUUCAAUGAAAUUUUGUUCGGAUAAAACUUUUUUCAGUUUUCAGAUAAAAUUGUGUUUAUUCAAUAGCAAAACUGGUGCAGAAUCUAACGAAUAUGAAGAAAAUUGCCGAACAGAAGCUGCAAGCUUUCACCGUUGGUACGAUGGGCAAGCGGCAGCUCAGUCGCAAGGAACUGGAAGAACAGAAAAAACGAGAGGAUGAAGCAGCAGCCGCACACGCGUUCAAAGAGUUUGUUGAAACCUUUCAAGAAGCUCCCUCCAAGAUUUCCAAAGUGUGGGUGAAAGCAGGAACGUACGAUGCCGGUUCAAGAAAGGAAGAUGUGCGAGAAAAGGGGAAACUUUACAAACCUUCAUCCAAGCUGGACUCGGAGUCGGAGAGGAGCAACGAUUACGUUAAGAUGUUGGCCAGUGAAAACCGAAAAGAUAUGUUGCUUGCCAAGAAAAAGGAGAAGGAGAAAAAGAAGAGUAAUCUGGAACUGUUCAAAGAGGAACUACGGCAGAUUCAAGAAGAGCGAGAGGAACGGCACAAGUAUAAGCACAUGGCCAAAACGAUGCUGCCGGUGUCGAUAGAACAAGAACCGGGGUACAAUAACGAGAAGGAAUCUGGUUCUUUCGACAAUGGAGAUCCGAAUACGACUAACUUAUAUCUGGGUAAUCUAAAUCCGAAGAUAUCGGAACAAGCGUUGAUGGAGUUGUUUGGUAAGUACGGUCCAUUGGCCAGCAUCAAGAUUAUGUGGCCCCGAUCGGAGGAGGAACGGGCGCGAUGUAGGAAUUGCGGGUUUGUUGCGUAUAUGAGUCGCCGUGACGCCGAACGGGCUCUUCGGUCAUUGAACGGGAAAGAUGUGAUGAACUAUGAGAUGAAGCUUGGUUGGGGAAAAUCGGUUCCGAUCAUGACUCAUCCCAUCUAUAUUCCACCGAAUUUGGUUGCCUACACUUUACCUCCUCCGUCCUCGGGACUUCCAUUCAAUGCUCAACCGCAUCCGACGGAUCUGAGUAACAUUCCGAAGAUGACUUCCAUGAUGUACAUGAACGAACCGGAGCAGAAGGAACAGAUGGACAAUGUGCUGUAUAAGGCAACGGUGAAGGUGGUCAUUCCAACCGAAAGGCCUCUUUUGAUGUUGAUUCACCGGAUGGUUGAAUUCGUUAUCCGCGAGGGACCAAUGUUCGAAGCGCUUAUAAUGACUCGCGAGAUGGAAAACUCAAUGUACAAGUUUCUGUUCGAAAAUGAAAGCCCAGCACAUAUCUACUACCGGUGGAAGUUGUUCUCACUGCUCCAGGGCGAUACGGCGGCGGAGUGGAGAACGAAAGAAUUUCGCAUGUUCAAGGGAGGCUCAAUUUGGAAACCUCCACCGAUCAAUUUCUACACUCAAGGCAUGCCAGAAGAGUUGCUGGUCGACGAAGAUGGAGCGGACGGAAACAAAGGAAAUCUGUCAGUGGCCCAACGGGAUCGUCUGGAAGACUUGAUUCGACAUCUUACUCCGGAGCGUCAAAAAAUCGGGGAUGCGAUGAUUUUCUGCAUCGAGCACGCAGAUGCGGCGGAAGAGAUUUGCGAUUGCAUUUCGGAGUCGCUAUCCAGUAAUAGCACGGUGGUGAAGAAAAAAAUUGCCCGAAUCUAUCUCAUUUCGGAUAUUCUUCACAACUGCAGUGUCAAGGUGCAAAACGCGAGCUUCUUCAGAAAGGCGCUAGAGAAAAAUCUUUUGGAGAUUUUCAAAAACCUUAACAGCUACUACAAGCAGCUGGAAAGUCGGCUCAAAGCGGAAGGUUUCAAGUCUCGUGUGAUGAACGUGUUCAAAGCGUGGGAAGAAUGGGCCGUUUAUCCGAAAGAAUUUCUCAUUAAACUACAGCACACUUUCCUGGGGAUCCAAAUUGUUGAAAAACAGGAAGAAGAGCCCGAGGAUGACAACGAAGAUGAAGAUCUUGACGGCGUACCGUUAGAUGGGGCAGCUUUACUGAAAAGUGCCAUGCUUAAAGGAAUGGCAGAAACGGAAUCACGAACACCGGUGCUGAAGCACGACAUUUACAGUGACGAGGAAGACAUCGAUGGAAUGCCCCUAGACGAGGAUAUCGAUGGCAUUCCUUUGGAUGGGAACGCGCCGUUAUCGGAGUUAGAUUUUGAAAACGGUACCGGCAAAACUAAAACGGGCGGUUCGUUUGUACCGUCCAAGUGGGAAACGGUCGAUGCGUCUCAGAUCGAAGCUCAAGCCAUCACCACCAGUAAGUGGGAAACGUUAGAUCCGGUGGCACCUGAACCUCCGAAGAUAUCACUGCGUGAUGGUGACAACGCAGACGGAGAACCAGGAAAUGCCAAAGGUGAUCAAGAUGAAGCGCGUCGGUUGCGGCUUCGGGAAAUCGAAGUAAAAAUUGUCCAAUACACGGACGAAUUCGAAUCGGGUGCACGUCAGGUGCGGGUAGGCUGGACGCUGGCUGAGGAAAUCGCUCACUAUCGUCGCAAGCUAAUCAAGAAAGCGGAAAAGGAAUUACGCCAGCAACAGCAACAGCUGCAGCAACUGGAGCUACAGAUGCAUCAGCAGGACUCCCAGAGUACAGAGGACACGGAUGAAGACACUGAUGAUUACGAUGAUAAAAAGACAUACUCGAAAAAAUCAUCCAAAAGAAGCCCAAGUCCCGAAGUUGGCAGGAAACAUAAGAAAAGCCGUCGGUCGUCUUCGUCGGAAUACGUAACCAAAUCCUCCCGAAGAUCACGUUCACCAGCAUACACUGCCAGCAGUACUCGCAGCAAACGAGAAUCGGCCUCCCCAGUGCGAAGUAGCAAAUCAGUCCGGCACCGUCCGACAUCGCGCAGUGUUUCCCGUUCGCCCACAAGACGACAUCACACCGAACGUUCCAUUUCGCCGGUAACCCGCAGCAAGUAUGAUCUAAUCGAAUCACCGGCUCGCAGUGCCAGCAAGUACGAUAAGUACGAAGGGUCAGCUUCGAAGUACGACAAAUAUGAAUCGUCUAAAUAUGAUUCGCGGUUGUACGAGGAACGAUCCAGUAGCAGCAAGUAUGAGAAGUACGACAAGUAUGAGAGCUCCGGCAAGCAUGAUCGGGAACGCGAACGAGACAAGGAUCGUGAACGAGAGAAGGAAAAGGUUCGCGAUAGAGAACGUGUGUAUGCCAGUAGUAGCAGCAGCAGCAAGUACGAGGUUGUCAGCUCAAAAUAUGACGAUAGCGAAAGUAGGCGCUACAGAUCACCUUCACCGUCGAGAUCAAACCGAGAAAGCUAUCGAUACUCAGGCAGUUCACGAUCAGAAAAGCACAAGAAACACAAGUAUUAGACUCAGACUGGUCAAUCUUGUGGUAUCGUUUUCCUAUCCGACAAGGGGAGCAUAUUAAGUGAUAUGCUCUAAUUCGAAAAAAAACAGAGACAGUCCCUAAAAAGCUGUACAUUGAAACAAUGUCGUAAGUUAGUAUAAUUUAAGUUUUUCAACUCAAGAUUGUAAAUGCAUUCUUUCUUUUGAGUUGGAAAAUUGGUGAAAACCGAUUAUAUUUAAACUCUGGGGAGUGCAAACCUCAAUUGUGACUUAAGAAUAAACUAAUGUAUGUAGAAGAAUGA